This is a messenger RNA of Dimorphilus gyrociliatus, 1246 nucleotides long. Lineage: Eukaryota; Metazoa; Annelida; Polychaeta; Dinophilidae. The record is from the annotation of a GenBank genome assembly.
GUUAUAGCUUCAGUAAAAUAGUCAAAGGCUAUUUAAAUCAAUUUUUUUCCUACUCUUAGAUAGAAAAUAUAAAAUUAUCAUGAGCAUUUCUAAUUGUAAAGAGAACCAAUCUAAAAUAGUAUUUUUUUCUUCAGAGAGUGUUGGAGAAGGAAAUCCAGAUAAAAUCUGCGAUCAAAUAAGUGACGCUGUGUUAGAUGCCCACCUUGAAAGAGACCCAAAUGCAAAAGUAGCGUGCGAAACUGUUAUGCAAAAUAGUAUGGUGUUCUUAUUAGGUGAAAUAUCAAGCACCGCUCGGGUUGACUAUGAACAGUUGGUUCGACAAACUAUUAAAAAGAUCGGUUACACACACAGUGAUCAGGGUUGCGACUAUAAACUACUUAACGUAAUUACUGCGCUCGAAGAACAAAGCCCCGACAUUGCCGAGAGUGUUCAUCUAGGUAAAGAAGAGGAAAGCAUUGGAGCAGGAGACCAAGGAAUAAUGUUUGGUUACGCAACUGAUGAAACCGAUGAAUGUAUGCCGUUGACAAUUGUUAUAGCUCAUAAGUUAAAUAUGAGAAUUGCGCAGUUGAGAAAAACGGGAGAGUUGAAAUGGGCACUACCGGAUUCAAAAACUCAAGUUACUGUCGAAUACUGCAUGAACGGUGGAUACUGCGUACCAAAGCGAGUAUCGGCGGUUGUUGUCAAUGUUCAACAAAGAGGCGGAGACAAAAAUUCGAUCAAAAACGAUAUUAUUAAAAUUGUUAAAGAGACAAUUCCUAAUCAAUUUUACGACGAAAAUACAGUUCUUCAUCUACAACAGGACAAUGCAGCCACUAGAGGUCCUUUUAGAUCAUGCGGCCUUACAGGACGCAAGAUUAUUGUCGAUACAUAUGGUGGAUGGGGGGCACAUGGCGGUGGAGCCUUUUCAGGCAAAGAUUUUUCGAAGGUAGACAGAAGCGCUGCCUAUGCCGCAAGAUGGAUUGCCAAAUCACUGGUUAAAGCUGGUCUAUGUAGAAGAGUACUUGUUCAACUUUCUUAUGCCAUUGGUAUUGCAGAACCUCUUUCAGUAUUCGUAAAUUCAUAUGGAACUGGAAUUAAAUCAGAUAAUGACUUGAUUAACAUUGUGAAACGAAACUUUGAUUUACGUCCUGGAAUAAUCGUCAGAGAUUUAAACCUUAAGGCAGCAAUUUAUAAGAGAACGGCCUGUUAUGGUCACUUUGGUCGGAAGGAAUUUACCUGGGAGCAACCAAAGAAUUUAAUUUACUGA